Messenger RNA from Cornus florida, 1255 nucleotides. RefSeq names its product universal stress protein PHOS34-like. The transcript has 4 exons. The coding region runs from base 181 to 723 and encodes 180 amino acids. Lineage: Eukaryota; Viridiplantae; Streptophyta; Magnoliopsida; Cornales; Cornaceae. The record is from RefSeq and is a predicted model, not a curated record.
CCUCCUAGUUCCUUCAAGAAUCAUCUAGCCAAAGAAUCAGAAGAAAGAUAAAGUAUCAUACAUAUAUAAUACAUAUAUAUAUACAUAAACAGAGUGGUGGCACAAGUUCUCAAUGAAAUAUAUGUUUCAUAGCAAAUAUAUUCAUUACUAUUGAGAGAGAGAGAGAGAGAGAGAGAUCAUAUGGGGGAGGCACGUACAGUUGGGAUUGGCAUGGACUAUUCUCCAACCAGCAAAUCAGCCCUCCGAUGGGCGAUCGAGAAUCUGAUUGAUGCAGGGGAUCACAUCAUCACGAUCCAUGUCCAGUCACCCAAAUCUAAUCCCACCAAUAAGAAGCAGCUCUUCGCAGACACUGGAUCACCUUUGAUACCUCUUGAGGAAUUCAGAGAGGUUAAUGUGUCUAAGCAAUAUGGACUUACCCCUGAUCCAGAGGUCCUAGAUAUGCUUGAUACCGUAUCCAAAAAAAAAGGGGUUAAGGUGGUGGCCAAAGUUUACUGGGGGGAUCCAAGGGAGAAGCUGUGUGAUGCUGUGGAACAGCUGAAGCUUGAUUCACUUGUUGUUGGAAGCAGAGGCUUAGGAGUCAUUAAGAGGAUGUUGCUUGGGAGUGUGAGCAAGUACGUGGUGAUAAAUGCAACAUGCCCAGUCACGGUUGUGAAGGCCACACCAUUGUCCAAGCCUUCUUUUUCUGGUUCAUGUUUGCAAAAAAGGCGAAGUACUACUGAAUAGAAAGAAAAACAGAAAAGGAAGCCUUGUCAGAAUGUAAUUCAAACUUGUUGUAUUAAUUACUUUGUUGAUGUUGUCCUCUCAACAAUAUAGCAAUUAUAAGGGUGGUGUUACCCAGGCCAAUUCAGCUUAAGCCGACAACUCACAGUUGUGUGACUAACCCAUUACACUAGAGUGAAUAUCACAUAUUAUUACGUGAGUGCUCCAUCAGACUGAAGAAUAGAUUAUUGUAGUCAUAAUUAGGUCAUGAAUGCGUGAGGAGGAUUCGGUAGCAUGGUCGUCCUAAGCAUAUCAACAGGAGUAGCUAAUAUUUUAAUCCCAAUUUAAUCCAAUAAUUCAUAUAUGGAGGAAUUAUGGAUUGAAACAAUUUUAAAACAAGCAUAGCACAUACACUUUUACUUAGUACACAUAGAUCCCUAAAAAAUUCAAACCAAACAAAAAGUACUAGACUUACCUUACAAUAAAAUCCCUCCAAGUCACAUUAUUAAUAUCUCCAGAAUUACUACAAAUCCUCAAAGGAAGGCAAAUUCCAACC